ACUGAUGUGGAAGCAAUGAACAUGAGACGUGCUCCAUUUCUGGCCACUAGGGGGGGGACGCGUCGCCGUACAAGACUGCGAAAGAAGAAAAAAGAAGACGAAGACGUUCGUCCAAUUGUCAAUCGAAUCUUGUGGACUCUCCAGCAAAACCCUCGAAAUGGCUGAAGUGGAGGAGACCCUCAAGAGAAUUUUGGGCCAGAAAGGAGUUCAGGGCCUCAUCAUUGUCAACUCGGACGGGAUUCCCAUACGCUCCACGCUGGACAACACCAGCACGGUGCACUACGCUGGCCUGAUCCACCAGCUGGUCCUGAAGGCGCGCAGCACUAUCCGUGACAUCGACCCCCUCAACGACCUCACCUUUCUGCGACUGCGAUCCAAGAAGAACGAGAUCAUGAUUGCGCCAGAUAAAGACUACUUCAUGAUUGUCAUUCAGAACCCGUCAGACUGAAGACGAACGGCCGCGUUCCUAUAUUUACCAUCCCAAAGAAAAUACUGUGAACUUUCUUUGGUUGGAUUUUCUUUGGUUGCCACCUUGUCGUCAGCGUCAAUGUUUUCAAUAAAUGUUGGUCACAA
This is a messenger RNA of Syngnathus typhle (broad-nosed pipefish), 573 nucleotides long. Its product is annotated as dynein light chain roadblock-type 1-like. The record is from RefSeq and is a predicted model, not a curated record. NCBI's taxonomy places the organism in Eukaryota, Metazoa, Chordata, Actinopteri, Syngnathiformes, Syngnathidae. Gene Ontology annotation, cellular component: cytoplasmic dynein complex; cytoplasm; centrosome. Gene Ontology annotation, biological process: microtubule-based movement. The transcript has 4 exons. The coding region runs from base 158 to 448 and encodes 96 amino acids. Gene Ontology annotation, molecular function: dynein intermediate chain binding.